This is a messenger RNA of Brenthis ino (lesser marbled fritillary), 570 nucleotides long. The record is from the annotation of a GenBank genome assembly. Lineage: Eukaryota; Metazoa; Arthropoda; Insecta; Lepidoptera; Nymphalidae.
AUGGAUCAAAAAGUGCAAGCUGAUAUUCCUGAAUCUUUGGGAGAAGAAACAGAGUUAAAGAUAAGACCAAUAGAACGCUUAAAGCUUCAUCCAAAAGUUCCCAUUGAACCUUCAGUUUAUGGUAAAGGCAAGAACUUUAGCCGACCAUGGAUACUUCAAGAUGGUCGUGAAGUACCUGGCCAGGGAAGUGAAAUGCGCGACAGUUAUAGAAUACCUAGAAAACCAAAGCAAGCCGAGGGUAUCCGUAAACGCAUGUUAACUGAUUUUUUUUGGGAACAAAUGCUUGACGAAGUUAUUGACGAACUUGCGACAUCACAGCCAGUUGCAGAAUACUGUUCCGAGUAUGAUGCAAAUUUUGUAAAAGAUCAAUUUGAACCACGUAAUUUAGAGAUUACUGCUGACAAAAAUAUGCAUCUCAAAUAUCCUUUAUAUGGGACAGGAUCAAGUGCAAUUACCUACUACAGCGAAAAUAUCAAGAAGACUGGUCCUGGAGAGAUUUUGGAGAAAUUCCGAAGAUGUCAAUAUUUUACGAAACCAAUGGAAGAGAGAUUAGACAAUGGUUGGGUCUUA